UUGACCCUUCGUCCUGUCAAGCCAACAGCGAACGGUGUGCUCCUCGGCCCUUGCAAACGUUUUGUUUGCGUCCUUUCGUUGAUCCAUAGUAUCAUCACGUUCAUUUUUCGGCUUCGGCCAUAACCCCCAUCCAGUCACACUCCUUUUCCCGGUAUCUUAAUACCUCAGGUCAUCCUUGACGACCGAAAUAAUGUACACAAAAACCCUCGUGCUUGCAGCUUUGGCUGCGGCCCCGGCCCUGGCAACCAACACUCCUUCGGUCAAUGUUUACUUUGGCCAGUCGGGCACAACCGACUUGGGAACAUACUGCGAGUCCAAUGCCUUCGAGUAUAUCACCAUUGCCUUCGUCAACAACUCGCCUGAGCAUGAUCCUUCAGGGCUCAAGUACCCGGGCACAAACUUUGGUGCCCACUGCGCUGCUGAAGUCUACACUUCGAAGGGCGGCGUGAAGUCAAACCUCCUGUCUAACUGCAACUUCAUCGCCGAUGAUAUCCCCAAGUGCCAGGCCGCAGGAAAGAAGGUCCUUCUGUCCGUCGGCGGUGAAUGGACGGCGAAGAGUAACUACACCGUCUCGUCGGCCUCAAAGGGUGUCGAGUUCGCCAACAUGCUGUGGGGUGCUUUCGGCCCCCACAACCCCCUGUGGUCCGGCCCUCGUCCCUUUGACUUCAAUGGCAAGCAUGUUUCCGUCGAUGGUUUCGACUUCGACGUCGAGCACAAGUUUGCCGAUCAAAGUGGGUAUAUUGCCCUGAUCAAUAGGUUGCGUGUCCUGUUUGCCACCGUCCCAACCAAGAACUUCGUCAUUGCUGGUGCUCCUCAGUGCCCUCUCAGCGAUGACUGGUUCCAGAUGAAGGAUAUGAUCACCGCUUCCAAGUUCGACCUCCUCUGGAUUCAGUUUUACAACAACCCCGACUGUGACGCGACGAAUGGCGGGAAGCACUUCAACUAUGACCAGUGGGCAGAAUUCAUCCAGGGUACCGCGAGCAAGGACGCCAAGCUCUUCAUUGGUCUCCUUGGCAGCCCUGCAAGUGGUAAAAAUGGAUAUCUCCAGCCCGAUGAGGUCACUGCCUUGCUCGAGGAGUACAAGACGCACGCUUCUUUCGGAGGAGCGAUGGUCUGGGAUGUCAACACCGGUAGCCAGCUGCUCGAUAGUGGAAGGACUUACAUCGAGAACAUUCAUGAUGUGGUCUGCGGACCCCCGGUCGAACCGCCUACGACCUCCGUCGUCACAACCGCCGAGCCUACCGCCACUGCGGAGCCCACUGAGACUGCCGAGCCCACUGAGACUGCCGAGCCCACCGAGACUGCAGAGCCCACUGGAACUGAGGAGCCCUACCCGACGAACACCGGGACCGAGACCGGUACUGACUCUCCCACUGGCACUGCUUACCCAACUGGCACUGAGACUUCGGAGCCCACGAACACCGGCGGUGAGCCUUACCCCACCGCCAGCGAGACCGAUCUUACUGCGAUGAGGAGCCUGAGCCUACCGGCACUGACUACCCCACCGGCACUGACUCUCCCACUGGCACUGCCUACCCCACCGGCACUGACUACCCGACCACCACUGAGCCCGAGACCACCGGCCCGUAUCCCACCGAGACCGAGUCUGAGUCCUCAGGCCCGUAUCCCACAGAGACGGACACUUCGGGACCGUACCCUACUGGCACUGAGACAGCCUACCCCACUGGCACCGAAGAGGGUUAUCCCACCGCUUCCGCGUCUCUGACAACCAGCACCGUCUACGCCACAUCUGUGUACACCGUUACGUCGUGUGCCCCCACCGUCACGAACUGCCCGGUUGGCCAUGUGACGACCGAGAUCAUCCCGCUGUACACGACCGUCUGCCCCGUCGAGUCCGAGUACCCCGUCACCCACGACGUCACCUACACCGUGUCGCCUCUGUCCUCAACCCCGGUCUACUCCGUCCCCGACCGACCGAGACCGCUCAGCCCACUGAGACUGC
Phialemonium atrogriseum is the source of this 1963-nucleotide messenger RNA. RefSeq names its product glycoside hydrolase superfamily. Gene Ontology annotation, biological process: carbohydrate metabolic process. The record is from RefSeq and is a predicted model, not a curated record. The transcript has 4 exons. Gene Ontology annotation, cellular component: extracellular region. Lineage: Eukaryota; Fungi; Ascomycota; Sordariomycetes; Cephalothecales; Cephalothecaceae. Gene Ontology annotation, molecular function: chitinase activity. The coding region runs from base 191 to 1726 and encodes 511 amino acids.